This is a messenger RNA of Aspergillus tanneri, 672 nucleotides long. RefSeq lists its product as uncharacterized. The record is from RefSeq and is a predicted model, not a curated record. Gene Ontology annotation, biological process: regulation of transcription by RNA polymerase II. NCBI's taxonomy places the organism in Eukaryota, Fungi, Ascomycota, Eurotiomycetes, Eurotiales, Aspergillaceae. Gene Ontology annotation, molecular function: RNA polymerase II cis-regulatory region sequence-specific DNA binding; DNA-binding transcription factor activity, RNA polymerase II-specific. Gene Ontology annotation, cellular component: PcG protein complex; transcription regulator complex. The coding region runs from base 1 to 672 and encodes 223 amino acids. The transcript is spliced from 2 exons.
AUGGAUUUCGCAAACGUCAUUACCUCAGGAGCCGAUCCCUUCCAUCGGGUCAAGCAACCUCUCUCUGCGCCUGUGAAACACAUACCAAAGCUCCCUUCCAUUUCCUCGCUUCUAGCAGGCGCGGAUCGUGCUUCUGCGCAUUCAGCAAAACGCGAAAGGACUACCUCGCCGGUCGUUUCUUCUGUCUCUAGUCACGGCCCUGUCAAGAAUGUAUUCAGCGUUCCUUACGUCUCUUCUGUACUAAAUGCCACCUCACACUCCUCUCCUACCGAACCCCCGACCUCUUCCGCAGUAUAUUGUCCUAGAACUAGGUCGCCAAAUACCGUCUACCAGAAUGUGGGAAGUGUGCUAGUGCAAGCAGCUUCUCUACCGCCAUUCUCCACGCCGCACUUGAUCACUCCCAUUAAUUGCGCCUGGCAGCAUCAUGAGUACGACCCCUAUUCCAGUGAUAAAUCGUUCCAACAGAACAGUUAUCGCUACACCUGUAGUAUAUGCUACAAGGUCUUUUCCCGCCCCUCUAGCAUCCGUGUCCAUUUCCACAGUCACACGGGCGAGAAACCAUUCCGCUGCACUCAUGCAGGAUGCGGGAAAUCUUUCAGCGUGAAGAGUAACAUGAAGCGUCAUGAACGGAGUUGCCAUGCCGCCAGACCGGUUGCCACAGCUAUGGUAUAA